GUUUGUUCGAUUGGCUAGAACAAAUUUAUUUUGGUAGCUCUGGAGUUAGUGGUGAAAUUCCUCCUACAUUUGCUAACCUACGAAACAUGGUUACUGUGUGGGCAUCAGACACUGAACUUACAGGCAGGAUACCUGAUUUCAUAGGGAAUUGGUCAAAGCUUGUGACCUUAAGGUUUGAAGGGAACUCCUUUGAAGGUCCUAUUCCAUCAGCAUUAUCCAACCUAACUUCUUUGACAGAGCUGAGAAUAAGUGAUUUAUCAAAUGGAAGCUCUUCACUGGCAUUUCUUAAGGAUAUGAAAUCUCUAACUGUCUUGGUGCUAAGGAAUGAUAAUAUAUCUGAUUCAAUUCCAUCCAGUAUUGGAGAAUACCAGAAUUUGACACAGUUAGAUUGGAGCUUCAACAAUAUAAUUGGAAGGAUACCGGAUUCACUUUUCAAUUUGAGCCAGCUCUCUUUCUUGUUUCUUGGAAAUAACAAGUUGGAAGGUCCCCUUCCUGCACAAAAAGUUUCAUCGCUCCUAAAUGUUGAUGUUUCAUACAAUAAUUUAUCAGGGAGCCUUCCUUCCUGGGUUAAUGAUCAAAAUUUACAAGUUAAUUUAGUUGCAAACAACUUCACAAUAGAUCUUUCAAAUAGCGGUGGUUUGCCAUCAGGUCUGAAAUGUCUUCAAUGUAACUUUCCUUGCAAUAGGGAACCUCCAAUCUAUUCUCAGUUUGCAAUAAAGAGUGGUGGUCCACCGAUAACGUCUUCCGAUGGAAUCUUUUAUGAGAGGGAAAAUGAGACUCUUGGUGCUGCAACAUAUUAUGUUACUGGUACAAACCGAUGGGGUGUCAGUAAUGUUGGAUAUUUUACCGGAAACAACAAUCCUCUGUAUACUGCUUCUUCAUCAUCGCAAUCCACAAAUACUUUGGACCCUGAGUUAUUCCAAACGGCAAGGAUUUCUGCUUCGUCACUAAGAUACUACGGUUUGGGGCUUGAGAAUGGCAAUUACACUAUCAACCUUCAGUUUGCAGAAAUAGUAAUUGAGGAUUAA
Messenger RNA from Jatropha curcas, 1028 nucleotides. The record is from RefSeq and is a predicted model, not a curated record. NCBI's taxonomy places the organism in Eukaryota, Viridiplantae, Streptophyta, Magnoliopsida, Malpighiales, Euphorbiaceae.